AUGUCAAUUACAUGAAUUAUUCAGCAAAAUCUUCUUAAAAAAAACAUUGGGGCAGAAAAGUAAUCCCAAAAGUGAAAAUAACCUUAGAAGAGAACUGAAAAAUGUCAAUUGAUCCACAAACGAUUAAAAACUCAACAAACCAAGCUGAAAACUGCGAAGAGAACGAAUUCCUAGCUAAAUUUGGACUGCUGGCAACAACGAAGAUGACUGAGAUACGCCAACAUCAGCUGAAAAAACAAAAAAAAAUGGAGCCUGACUCUGGAGAUGAUGAGUUAUUUGUGAAGGGUCCUGAUUUUGGCAAGCUGAAGAGGAUUGUAAAGGAACCAGUAAAUCAGCGGAAGACAAAAAAGAAAUUUUCGCGUAAAAACAAUGUGGCUUCUUCGGACGAUAGCGAAGAAGACGAAGAGAUGGAGCAGACCAUUAAUUUUAAAACUUACUCCAUGCCCGGCAAAAGGCUGUACAACUUUCUGAGCCAACUGAGCUCUCAUCGCUGGAUUUGGUGUGAGUUCGUGGAAUCCUUUCUGGACAAACCCAUUCUGGCUGGAGCCUACGACAUAGAGCGCUUCAUAAGUGAGUGCUGUCCGCUGUUGGGAACCCGUUUUCUGCCCCGCAGAGGAUGGCAGUUACUACGCCGCAAUAUGGGAAAAGCCCGGCGAUUUUCCACUGCUUUCAUUGAACAAGAGCGUUCUGAAUUGGAGCGUACUCGACGAAUUGUACGGGAAUUGCAGCAGUAUCGCUUUAAUUCCGAGGAGGAUGGUCUCUACUUGGACCAGAUACCCAAACGAAUUCCUCUGCCACUGGCCACCGAUGCCAAGGUCACCAGUUUGCUGUUAGGAGACUUCCACAAGGGCAUCAUCGACGGCUGUGUCAUGGACUACGAUCCGCAGGGCUCCACCUACAUCGUUCGCUUCAUCAAGGAAGGCAAAUCGGCAGCUUUCAGUAUCCAGGACUCGCGACUCUAUUCCGAGCAGGAUUCCACGGCCCUGCCAUUAUCCAUUAUGAUGAACGGCACCAAAUCUGAUGCGGUUCAAAAGGAUUUUGACAAAACUGCAAAAAGUGAGAUGUUCGGUAACAAGCGAUAUAGCAGAGAGCUAUUGGAAUCCGUGCUGCAGGUCAAGAAAUUGAUGGAUGCCAAGGAGAAAACAGUGAUUGAUAUAGCCCAAAUGAAUGAGGACUUCGACGGAAAUUCUUCGGGCAAUCGUCGUGAUGCCAAGAUGACUUCACAGAGGGAGAAACUCCACCGUCGCUAUGCAGCCAAUAUGAUAACCCUGCAUCGUGUGAACUCCGAUGUCCUGGAACCGUUGCACAUCCUUCACGACCACUUGGCCGAGUAUCAAAAACAGGAGGAGGAACAGGAGGUCAAUGGCGGUCGUCCUGCCAGCGAGGUUUACCAAAAGUGUCGCCUGCAGGCGGAAAUGGAUCUCAAAUUGGCCGCAAGUGAGAAAUCCCUUAAAAUUGAAUCGGAUCGCACCAGGGAGUUCAUUUGUAAUCUUCAUACCAUACUAUAUCUCAAUGGGAGAUUGGGUCGCGAGAAUAGCUCCGAUAUGGAAGUGGUCCUGGCCGACCUGAAGUCCCACAUGGUGGCAAAUAUGCCACCAUUUCUGGCACAACAAUUCCAGGAUGCCUUGGAUUCUCUGGAUCCCCUGCGUCAGGAAGUGGUGACCAUUUUCAAGGCCCUCAAAAAACCAGAGCGCUUUCAAAUCACCCAACAGGCUCCACUGCAAGCAGAGAAUGGUAUUUACAAUUUUGUGGUCGAGGCCCAGCCGGAUCCUCAUUGUUAAACAAAACAAACCCAAGAUACCUGAAGUAAAGCUUCGCUUUUAUUUAUGACUCUAUUAGUUGGAGUGUCAUGUGCAUGGGGAGUUUGUCGGCAAAGUAGCUUAACGAAGUUUUCUCCUCGCCCCACAAAGUUGCAACAAUGUGUAGCAUGUAAUAUUUUCGCAUUUAUAUCGAUGGAAGGGCACGUCUUACUCCAAUUUCUCUAGGAAGUCCUUCUUAAACUACUUACAACUUUCCAUCGGCACGUCGCUGAUGAAGUCAGGCGUAAAACAGUUGACAAAUUGGCAAGCAAAUAAGU
Molecule: messenger RNA, 2077 nt
Organism: Drosophila elegans
Lineage: Eukaryota; Metazoa; Arthropoda; Insecta; Diptera; Drosophilidae
Product: protein lin-9 homolog
Exons: 4
Coding region: 102-1781 (559 amino acids)
Biological process (GO): DNA-templated transcription; regulation of transcription by RNA polymerase II; regulation of cell cycle
Cellular component (GO): transcription repressor complex; nucleoplasm
Molecular function (GO): DNA binding
Source: RefSeq, a predicted model, not a curated record